Messenger RNA from Iphiclides podalirius (scarce swallowtail), 2379 nucleotides. Lineage: Eukaryota; Metazoa; Arthropoda; Insecta; Lepidoptera; Papilionidae. The record is from the annotation of a GenBank genome assembly.
AUGACGUUCUCUGGAAACAUGAAGGAGAGUAAGACGCGAAACUCUAAAGAAAGCUGGGAGUCGGAGCUGGGCUACGGAUGGACGCGCGGUGGCCAGCGCCGGUGCCGCAGCCACCGCCCCCCCGAGUCCACAAUGUCUGUGAGCAGCGACAUCCGCUUCACGCGCCGCAAGCUGAGCAGACAAUGCCGCGGCUGCUGUGCUGCCCUCGCCGCUCUCUUGGUGCUGCUACUAUUGGCCGCAGUCGCCAUCUACCUUGGCCAUAUGUAUCUCUUCGGGGAUCCAUUGAAUAAGCAAACGUUCAGAGGCUCUUUCGUCGUAUCGUCGUGGGGAGAGGAGAGUGAUCUAGAAGUAAAGAACAGUACGCGCGAACUGGAACUUCGCAAGACACUUGAGAACAUAUACAGCAACUCCGAGCUGCGAUCUAGUUUUGUGUCUGCCGAAAUUUUAGCGCUCGACAGUGCUGAUGACGGAGAACGUGUGCACUUCGAAGUUUCAUUCGAGCCCAUCUUCACGGCGGUUAGCACAACAGACGUUGUAGCGAUUAUGGCGCGCGAAUUGAAAUCGCCCACCACCUACUUAAAGAGCAUCACUACUUUACCUGAGACACUACAUAUUGAGGAGAGUUCCGUUAUAUCUUCACAAGCCUUAAAAGAAGCUGACACGACAGAAGAAGAGGCAACAACUACGGAAGCGAUGUCAUUUGAGCUGGUGGAGGAAGUGCGCGAGUGUUCGCCGUUGACUUUACCCCUAUGUUCACAUCUACCGUACAACAUCACGACCUAUCCUAAUCUCGUGGCACACACCUCGAGAGAUGCACUGAUGCGUGACUUAGUUGCCUUCCGCGAAUUGUUGGACGCUGAAUGUUCCCAUUUAGCACAAGACUUCGUGUGCCAGAUGCUGCAGCCGCGGUGCGACGCGGGGCGGCUGGUGCGCCCCUGUCGCGCCUACUGCCGCGCCUUCCACGCGGGCUGCGGCGCGCGUCUGCCCGACCGCCUGCGCGCCCACUUCGACUGCGCACGCUUCCCCGAUUACUUCGGGCCCGGCUCCUGCGCCCCAGAGCCCGACUGCAGCGGCGGUCUGCAGCGAAUGGCGCUGUCACGUUGGGCGUGCGACGGCGUGCCGGACUGCGCGGACGCUGCGGACGAGCGCGCGUGCACACACUGCGCUGCGGCGGGUGCCGGCGCGUUGCGCUGCGCUCUGCAGCCACGCUGCCUCCCCGCCCAUCUGCGCUGCGACGGCACGCCCGAUUGUCCGGACGCGAGCGAUGAGGCCGGAUGUCUAUGGAUUACACGCUCACUGGCAUCAUGGAAACGUGAAACAAGCGAGACAACUUUAGGAGCCAUACGAAGUCGCGGAGGAUACGCGGUAUGGGCAGAGCAGGGCCGAAUGGGAAAGAUUUGUGCUGCGCCCUACGAAGCGGACAAGAAAGCGCUUAUGAAUGUUGCCAACUCGCUUUGUAAAGUGCUUACCUUUAGGUCAGCACUAAGUGCAGAAGCUGUAUCGGAUGCAGAAGCAAUUGAAGAUGAAAAUGUGACUGAAGAAAAAAAAGAUCAACCCGAGUAUGUUGAAGUAGUUGAUCCUUCUGCCGCAGAAAUUUCUUUCGUAAAAAGCGAAUGCCCGCAGCGAAAAGUUUUAAAAGUUGUUUGCGAUCAACUCGAGUGUGGAGUGUCAUCCGCUCGUGGUUCCGCUGCAGCGUCUGGUCCAUCGGGCUUACCACGCUCUGCGCGCCCUGGCGACUGGCCCUGGCAUGCAGCUCUGCUCCGCUCCCAUGUCCACGCAUGCGAUGCCGCGCUGUUACACCCCAACUGGCUGGUAACCACUGCUUCGUGCUUCCAAGGUCAGCCCAAAGCUGAGUGGACAGCUCGAUUUGGUACUGUGCGUAUCCAAAGUACGUCACCGUGGCAGCAAGAGCGUCGAAUUGUUGGGCUUGUUCGUUCGCCCGUAGAGGGUAGCAUGCUUGCCCUGGUUCGAUUGGAAGAGCCAGUAGAAGUGACUGACUUCGUACGACCCGCUUGUCUUCCAGAAGAUGGAUUGAACGAUCAAAGCACUUGCAACACCCUCGGCUGGACUAGGAACCGAGAUCAAUUACAAAGGGUCCACGUUGUUGCUACUUCUAUGCAAACUUGUGAAAAUGUUAGCAUAGCGACCACCAAUGGCAUUUGCGCCGAGCCGCUUUACGAUCAAGACGACUGUGAUGAAGAAGAAUAUGCAGGGAGCUCCAUGAUGUGUUUUAAUAAUAAAACCAAACAAUGGACAUUAACUGGCGUCAGCGGAUGGCGUAUCGCUUGCAGUAAAAUUGGUUUAGGGAGACCUCGAAUUUACAAUUCGAUCUCAUCACAUGUAGAUUGGAUUCAAAAAACAAUAUCAAAUUCAUCAAGA